Leopardus geoffroyi (Geoffroy's cat) is the source of this 1543-nucleotide messenger RNA. RefSeq lists its product as uncharacterized. The record is from RefSeq and is a predicted model, not a curated record. Bases 525 to 1190 code for a protein of 221 amino acids. The transcript is spliced from 2 exons. Lineage: Eukaryota; Metazoa; Chordata; Mammalia; Carnivora; Felidae.
GCACGCUUCCUUGAUCAUCCUGGCCUAUUCAGAUUUGUUUUCAGACAGUAUUUGUUGUGGCAAUAAAUGAACACACCCACAUUUGCCCAUCUCAGUGGAAGUCAUCGUGGGCAAUCUUUGGAAAAAGUGCUUUUCAGUUUUCCAGCUGUCUUUGCCCAAGACACCUAUGAGGUACUCACUAAAUUCGGGUUAGGAGUCCCACGUGAAAGCCAGUUUGAUUCUUUAAAGGCAGCCCUCGGUUUUCACCUAAAAAUGCCUUCUUUAUUCAAAUUUGAUUAUUCACCUCGCUUCCCGGACUUAGCUCUGAGUGACUCAGCUUUCUCUGGCGUCAACCCUUAGAGUUUGAAGGUUUUCGAUUUUUUUUUUUUUUUUUUUUUUAGUGGGAAUAUAUUCAAAACAACUUGCCACAAGGUUGGAAACCAGUUCAAGCAUCACGGACGCUGAAAUCUGCAUCUCGCUUCUCAAGGUGACUCCUCUUGGGGCUGUGGGGGACCGGGAGGUUGUGAAGGAUCAGUUGCAUAAUCAUGAUGUGUCCUCUCCUGCCACGGACGAGGCGAGGCGGUGGCGCCCGCCUGAGGCCGGUCACGCUGGGGAGGCCCACCCUCCCCGGGGGGGAGAGGCGUGCAGAGCACCAGGCAGCUCCUGGAGGCGCAGAAGAAUUCCCACGGGAGACUGGAAAGAAGCGGGCCUGCCCGGAAAGUCGCAGGGGUGGAAUACGACGGGCUCCACCAGUGCACGAGCUGGGCGCCCAGCCCAUCUGGCCUCAGGAGCUGCCAGCGCGUGGGGCCCAUGACCAGCCUCCGCACCCCCCGCCCCAAGGUCAGCAUUUCACCAGCCUGAGUGCCGUUUGCUUGGGGUCCGACACAGCCAUCUGUCAGAUGUUCCGGGGAACCUGGCCGCAAGGGAAGCGCUAUCUGGGAACCAGGAACAGUGAAGCUGGUCCGUUCCCCAGGAAGAGAGAGACCGAAGGAAAAAUUAACCCAGGAACUGAGUCACGCAUCCACGUCUAUCUGUGUGCGGGGAGUCGGAUUCGAUCCUUCCGUCUUUGCCAGAUCGCAGACAGGGUCGUCUCGGCGCAAGCAGAGGAUCUGGAAGUUACUACGCUCUCGGGAACCAUGCAGGUGGUCAUGCCUGUGCUUCGUCCCGUGACCUCCCCACGCCCCUGUCACCACUGCCAGAGGGACUUCUGAUCACUGUCCCCACCGUGGCCUCGCAUCAAACUCCCGACUGCUAAACUCCAGCAUGCGGUCGCCACGUCUCGGGUGCCCUGCGUCGGCCAAGCCUGGCUCACCUCUCCAGAGGCAGCUCCCAUCCUGUCCUGGGGUCACCACCACCCCCCCCCCCAGGCACAUACAGUCAUACAAAUACACACAACACACAUGCACACGUAUACACGCAAACACAUGCGUGUACAUGUGCGUGCACACACCACACACACAUGCACACACACCAGUAAAACGCCAACCCUCCUGCCCAGGCCAGGGUCCCUUCCUCUCCGACUUCCUCGCCUGGUUCUCUCCUGCUUCGCUUUAUUCUUGAUUCU